AAUUCAGGGCUUUCUACCAGAUCUUCCCUUACGGCCGAUUCGCUCACUUCGCCGCCAAUUCGGCCAUGGUCGAGUCGAUUCCGGCAGACGCCGAGACCGUCCACAUCGUCGAUUUCGACGUCGGGGAAGGCGUCCAGUCACCAGUGGCCGCCGGUGAUCGAGGCUCUGGCUCGCCUCGGGAAGAAGGUCAAUCUGACCGUCGUAGAUUGGGAAUCGCAAGCCACGGGAACGGAUCAGGACUCCGAUUGGGCGCCGGCGAUGUGGAACCUGGAGGAGGUGAAGAGGCGGACCAUUCUUGCCGGGUCGGGUCGAACGCGAUCAUCGAAUCAACCCAAAUCGAAGAUUUGGCAGGGGGAAUCAGGGGAGCAAAGCGCGCGAGCGCAUCUUGUUCUGCUUGUUUGUUCAUUUCUGGUUGAAAGUGGAGAAGAGAAUCCGAUAAUUUUCUUCCGUCUUUCAUUUUCAACGUUGCCGCUAAUUGUUUAUCGACUACAUUGACAGAAAGUAACAAUGUUGAGAAAAUUUUCUCGAGAAAAUUGGGAAGAGCUCUCAGGUUCCGCAGUUUCUCCUGGAGCAAGACAUGGCUCCUGUUCUAUGCACACAGCCGAGGAGAUUUACUGUUGUUGCUGUGGCAAAAAUGGUUGCGCAAGCUCGUAACUGUGAGCUGGGAGGAGAGGUUGGAUAUCACAUAGGCCAUUCAAAGGUCUUAUCAACCACGUAAGAAUAAAUGGCGCGUGUUCAAUUGUAUGGUGGGGCUUCCGCACAUGAGGAGGGUGAGGAGCAGGAAAUUGGUGGAGGAAUUCCUGACGACGGCGAACGAGUUGGUGGCCGAGUCGGGGAGAGGGAUGGUGACUCGGGGAGACGGGGAAGCUUGGGAGCAUUUGAAGGGUUGCUCUGGGUUCGGAUCCUUUUUGAAGGUAACAUGGUCUAUUACAGGUCCUUGUUGGAGUCAAUUGAGCUGAAUUUCCCGGAGCUGGCGGAGGCGAGGAUGGCGCUGGAAUGUCUGUUCGUGGCGCCGUUCAUAUCGUCGGAGGCGUGGUUCCUAAAGUUUAUCAAUUUUUUUUUUUGUUUUUAUGAUGUAUCAGAAGCAUCCUAAUGUAGAAUAUAAGUCUCGUGAAUCAAAACGGAAACACCACAAAGUGAGCC
This is a messenger RNA of Linum tenue, 1143 nucleotides long. The record is from the annotation of a GenBank genome assembly. Lineage: Eukaryota; Viridiplantae; Streptophyta; Magnoliopsida; Malpighiales; Linaceae.